Messenger RNA from Diuraphis noxia (Russian wheat aphid), 1154 nucleotides. RefSeq names its product syntaxin 8 (gene Syx8). Gene Ontology annotation, biological process: vesicle fusion; intracellular protein transport. Lineage: Eukaryota; Metazoa; Arthropoda; Insecta; Hemiptera; Aphididae. Gene Ontology annotation, cellular component: SNARE complex; endomembrane system. Gene Ontology annotation, molecular function: SNAP receptor activity; SNARE binding. The record is from RefSeq and is a predicted model, not a curated record.
CGAGAUAACGCCGAAAAACAUGUAUUGUCACGAAUAAACAAAUCUUAUAUUCUUGCCUCUUGGCUCUAGCGUAAUUGCGUGCGUUAAUGCGUUGUCCAGACUAUAGCAGUAGCAGGCUGCAGAGUACAGUCGUCCGGAUUCGAAAGUAUACUGUGCGGUCCUAGUUCGAUGAAUUAUUUGUCUAUGUUGCUGUCGUUCCGAAUCACUAUUUAAGAAUUUAACAUAUUUUAAGUACGCCUCUGAGGGCAAACCUAGAAAAUCUCUAGUGGGUAUCUAGAAAGGCCACUAUCAUCAGUGAAUUGCAAUGAUCAAUACCAACUGAGACGCCUAACGCGCUAUCAUGGCUCUUGUGUUCAAUGACAACGAUCCUUGGUUAAUUGAAUACGAGUCAUGUGAAAAGUUAUAUAGAGAAAUUGAAGGAAUAUUAAAUGUGAGAGAAUUAGAGCAAAAGUCUUCCGAAAAAUAUGUUUUGUAUUCAUCAAAAGUCCGGCUUAGACUGAAACAGUUUACUGAUGAAGUCCAACAGUUAUCACAUAAACUUAGGGAACUUGCAAAAUCUAAAGCUGUGACAUUAGAUGAAGAGGAACGACGUCAACGUAAGCUUGAGCUAUUACAAAGCAGAAAUAUUUUAUUAAAUCAACGUUUUCAAAAUAGGAAUAAUAGUCAUACACUCGAACGUCAAGAAUUGAUGAGACCAAGUACUAGUAAGGCUAAAAAAACUGAAAUGCCAACUACUGGUUGGCUGGAUAGUGAUGAUGAUGACUAUAAUGACGACAAACAACCUCUACUUAGUGAGAAAGUGCUUAAACAACAGCAACAGUACUUGAUCAAAGAACAGGACGAUGGAUUAAAUGAAUUAGCGUCAAUUGUGUCGAGACAGAAAAAUAUUGCGAUUACCAUAAGCAGUGAAGUUGAUCUACAAAAUGAACUAGUAGAUGAUUUAUUGGUGAAGAUAGACAAAACAACUGCUGGAAUUGAAAACGAAACCAAGGAAGUAGUUCAGAUAUUAAAAAAAGAUUCAACUCGAGGACUUUGGGUGAUAAUUCUUCUUCUACUGAUUGCAAAUAUAGUGGUUGCUUUGUCGUGAUAUCUGGUUCAAAUAUUAAAAUUUAACUUGCAAUAAUUAUGUUAAAAUUAUUUUUCUAUAUAMCUUU